UGCUGCUCCCCGCCUCUCCUCCUCUCCCAGCAAUCAUGACCGAAUCAACCAACCCCCAGCCCCCCCAAUUCCUCCAAUUUUCUCUUCUCCCCACCGAGAUUCGCCUCCAAAUCUGGAAGGCUGCCCUCCCCAAUCCAGUCCGCCAGGCCCUAUACCUCUACAAGAAAGGAUGCUGGAAGACCCGCCCAGACGCCGAGGGACACUUCAUGGUCGAGUUUCACCCUGACUGCCUCGACGCAAUGCACGUGUCGGUUCCGCUCUUCCUGGUGAACCACGAGGCCCACGCCAUCGCCCGCCGCUGGGUUCACGAGCAAGGUCUGACUAUCUGCUUCCACCGGCCCACCAACACGUUCUUGUUCCUGCGCCGCUGUCAUCCCGCCACUGAUACGCUCUAUGUCCCCCACGCCCAAUACCGCGAGUUCAUCUGCGAGCCGGCAUAUCUCCCCUUUGAACCUGAAUCCGAAGCCCUGGGGCUGGAGUACGGAACAGUCGCGCCGCAAUUCUCACGAAUUGCCUUCCCUAAGAGCCUCUUGCUCGAGGACAGUCACCACCACCGGAUUACAUGGCUGCUCGAGGACACCAGUUACGAGAAUACCCAAGAGGUGUUGGUCGUUAUGAAUGAUGCUCCAGCAGAUCCCAAUCUCCAGCCCGACAAGGAGGCAGUGUCCCAAGUACAGUGGGAGUGGGAGGUGGUCCCCGGGGCGGAGCGGCUAGAGUGGGAUCAUGAUCGGCGCGCUUAUCGGAGAGAACUUGGUCGGGAAGGGCAGGACCCUGAGGCAGAUGCGUUCUUUCGGUUGGUUGAAAGGGCCAGUGUGGGCAUUGAUGAGACGGAUGGGUGGCAGAGGAAUCGGCCGUUUGAAGUAAAGCCUGUGUUCGCAGUUCGUGUUCAUUAAGACACAUACUGUGCAUAAUCCAAUGUAUGGUAGUGAAAUGGUCAACCUGCAUGGCUAGAAACUCAGUGAGGCAAAGAACAAGUGAAUAAGCCAUUUGGGGGAACUCAAUGCCUGGUCAUGCGGGCAUGCUGCUAGCUAUAAUGACAGACAU
This is a messenger RNA of Aspergillus ibericus CBS 121593, 1044 nucleotides long. Its product is annotated as 2EXR domain-containing protein. The record is from RefSeq and is a predicted model, not a curated record. The transcript has a single exon. NCBI's taxonomy places the organism in Eukaryota, Fungi, Ascomycota, Eurotiomycetes, Eurotiales, Aspergillaceae. The coding region runs from base 36 to 893 and encodes 285 amino acids.